UGCAGGGAGCGCUCUGCGAGUAGCGUCGUUUCCGUUGCCGGCUGUUUGCAGUUGGGGAAACCGAGGCAGCUCCAGCUUCCCCCUAGUUCUUCCGCUCCUGUGAGGUGGCCGCUGUUUCUUUUCGUCUCGCCCCGCGCUGCUUCGGAAAAAAUGUUUGUUUCUUUGUGGGAGUUCUUCUAUGGGCACUUUUUUCGAUUUUGGAUGAAAUGGCUCUUACGACAGAUGACUGGAAAGUGUGAACUGCAGCGAAUUUUUGAUACCUAUGUAGGUGCACAAAGGACACACAGGAUAGAAAAUUCCUUGACGUACUCCAAGAAUAAGGUUUUGCAGAAGGCGACACUUGUUGUUCAGAGUGAAGUGGACAAAUGUGUAGAAGAUAUAAUGAAAGAAAAGAAUAUUAACCCUGAGAAGGAUGCCAGUUUUAAAAUUUGCAUGAAGGCAUGCUUACUGCAGAUAUCCGGUUAUAAACAGCUCUAUUUGGAUGUAGAAAGUGUGAGAAAAAAGCCGUAUGAUUCUGAUAACAUGCAACAUGAAAAGCUGCUUCUCAAGCUUUGGAAUCUUCUAAUGCCCACAAAAACAUUGAAGGCUAGAAUCUCCAAGCAGUGGGCUGACAUUGGUUUCCAGGGUGAUGAUCCCAAAACAGACUUCAGAGGCAUGGGCAUACUUGGAUUAAUCAAUCUUGUGUAUUUCAGUGAAAAUUAUACCAGUGAAGCUCAUCAGAUUCUUUCCCGUUCAAAUCAUCCAAAAUUAGGGUAUUCUUAUGCAAUAGUUGGAAUCAAUCUUACAGAGAUGGCUUAUAGCUUGCUGAAGAGUGAAGCUUUGAAGUUUCAUCUCUACAACUUUGUUCCUGGUGUGCCAACGAUGGAACACUUUCAUCAGUUUUAUUGUUAUCUUGUCUACGAAUUUGAUAAAUUUUGGUUUGAAGAAAAGCCAGAAAGCAUUAUGUACUUCAACAUAUAUAGAGAGAAGUUUCAUGAAAAGAUUAAAGGACUCUUACUGGAUUGCAACGUAUCACUUACUUUAAAAAUAUGAAUCGUCCAUCACUUUUUCUAUUUCUACCACAUUUUGCACACACUACAGAAUUUAUAUGUUGUAAUAGAAAUUAUCUGAUCAAUUAUUCUCCUUAUAUCUAAUUUCCUACAAAAAUAUUUCAGAAAUUCUAUUUAAGAAAGCUAGUGGACAAUCAGUGUAUGUUUACAGUUGUUUGUACACUGUCCUUCCAAAGAUCCCCUCUGGGAGUCACGAGAACUGCAGUUUGGAACUUGGGACCUAGCCCAGUUAGUGUCAAAGUACAAAUCAGGUAUUUGUAUUAAAUUGGUUGAUUAAAAUGUGUAAACGUCAGUUUUCAUUGUUCUGUGUUGUAGCUAUCAAGUUGGUAUCUUUUCGAAGUUCUUUUAAGAUUUUUUUGUUCUUUAGUUUGGAAAUGAUUGUUUUUUAUUUUUGGCUUAUGGUGUUUUAAAGUUAAUUAACAGGGAGAGUUGUUCUUCCUAGUUUUCUUUAUUUUCAUCUCAAUCCCAUGUCAUAAUGUUGCUUCGUUAGGAGCAAUGAGAACGUAGGGAUGUCGGAGAGGAUCAAGAAUCACAGCCUCCUUGGUUUCUCUGAUUAGUUAGCAUUAUAGUUAAUGAGAGAGUGACAGUAUUGGUGACUAGCUUUUUUGUUUUUAAAUACCACACUUUAAAAUGUCAUGGUGUUAUCUUAAAGCUUAAAGAAAUUUUCUCCUCUUCAGUAUUUGCUUUUUAUCAGUUGUGGUAAAGAAGCUUUGCAGUGCUUGGUGUGAGGGCCUCUUAUGAGGCCUCUCUACCUCUGUGUGUUUAUGAAAAGAGAUGUAUGUGCUAAGAAAAUCUUGAUUGUAUUCAAAGGACAGUUGAUAUUUCAAUAAAGCUGUCUUUGAACUUAAACAAGAGGAAAACUUAAAGCUUUUUAAAAAUCUCGCUUACAUAUCGUUGGUUUAUUUGACUUACUGUUAACUCUUUACUUUGACUCCCUAGUGUUUCUAGGUAAUGAUGUCUGGACUUCUUGGGUAUUCUUUGAGUUGACAGUCUGUGGGAUUCUGCGGUAGGCUGAGGAUGAUGAUUCUGCAGGAGCAUUUUGUAUAGCUUUAUUCUCCUAAAAUCUCAGGAGGGCAGCACGUACUGUCAAGGAUCACGCAGUGAUGAGAUUCUAAUGGGAGUGGUUUCUUCUUUGUGUGUUUUACACAUUCGUACUCAUAGCAAAACUAAGAGUUUAAAGAUAAGUUCAUCUGAUUACUAAGUUCUCCUUAAAUCCUACAGAAGCCAGCCUUUUAAAGACAUAAUUUAAUCUAAAACAUGAUGAUAUUUAGCACAUCUUUUAACGUGGUAUAUAUCAAGUGUUUAAGGACUGGCUUUUAUGUGAUAUAGCAAGACCUGAGACUUUCAAGUAUUUGUUCAUGUCUGUUGACAAACCCCUAUCUUCAAACUUGCCAAAGAGAAGAGUGGUAAAAAAUAUCCUGUUGGAAAAUAACAGAUGCAGUGUUGUACAGCACAUACAUUAAGAGUGCAUGCAUUAAAAUUAUUAUUUUCCCAACAAGAUAAAACUAUUUUUAAAAUUGGGUUUAUUUUAUUGUAAUAGUGGCAUUUUAGUUUUCAGUAUUAUAGGAAUUUAAAAAUUGGUUUCUUGUGGGGGACUUCUCAACCUUGAGAGUAUCUUAAUUUUUUAAAUGUUUUCAAUACUUUAUUAUCCAGCUAGAGUUCUAUGCGAUGUAGCAAAAUCCUGAUAAGGAUCAGGCUUAACCUUUAAAGUUCAUUUUAUCAAGGUGUUUACUAUUACAUGGAAAACAAUUCUCUUAGUCUUUUAGUUUUCGUGCUGAAAUACUUAUCUUUAUAUUUUAAUCUUUCAACAACUGAAAUCUUGAUCUGAUUUUAAACCUUUAUUAGUAUCCUUAAUAAAAGAAUGAUUGAAGUAUGGAAGGGGAAACUUUUUAAGUAAUUAAGUCCUCCCCUUCUAAGGAAAAAAACUUUUUAAUAAUAUUUAAAAAAACAGAAAGUUUGCUUAAUAAUAUGUUCUUUAAAUCCACCUCUGUUUGUACAAUGUUCUGUUUUUGCCUAAAAUAAUCACUAAUAAUUUCAGAUAGUUCUAUAGUGAAUUGGUCUAAAAGCCACCAACAAAUUCUAAGGUUUGAUAGUCUGGAAGCCAAGCUAAGUGUCACCAGUUUGUAAAUUAGAAUGUAACAUGAGCCUUCUAACUUUUAUGUGAUAGUGACAUACGUGAAAAAUAGCGUAAUUGUGUCUGCCUUCCUACUUUUCCUUGCUUUCAACAUAUGUAUGUUUAAAUUUUAUGUAGUCUUAAAGUCCAUAUUUAGAAUUUUACCUGUUUCUAUAAUAAUUAAUAAAAUACCAAAGUAGUAAUAGAAUUGAAGUAGCAGGAAAAUUAUGUUUGUUUUAGCAGCAAACAAGUGAAUCACUGUUGAAAUGAAUUUUUGUAUAUGCCAGAUUGAAGACAGUGUGUCAGUGACAAGAAUGGUAUACAAAUAUAAUUACAAUAGUUGUAGUUCAAAUAUGUUCUGAAAGACAAUCUUUAAAGAAAUUAGAGAAGUCAGGGGAUAUCAGUGAAACUAGACGAACCUCUCUUUGUGUAUAAAUGUGGUGAUAUAGUUAAAUAUACCAUUUACAGAAAACAUCUUUUUCUUGAAAAUCCCCAUUCUGAUUUUUUUUUUCUAUUUUAAGAGCAACUUGGAUUUGUAUUUUUCUCUGUGAAAAUAUAUGUACUUUUCAUUUUUAUUCCAGUGUUCAUAAUUGUUUAUGUACUGUUUCUCCUCUUUGCAUUCAGUGAACUAGGACUUGGUCAAGGAUUUACUCAAAAUAGAAGCAUUAUAUGAAUGUGAAAAGUGGAAUGCUCGUUGCCAGAGCAGAAAAGAUGAAAUGUUAUCAUUGCAGAAGAGAAGAAGUUUGGCUUAGAGGGCAAUAAUGUUUAUUAUCCUUCUUGAAUUAAUGAUUGGGACCAGCAGCUAUUUUCUCAGGAUAAAGAGUCCACCCAACUUCUCUGUGAACAAGUCUGGGGAGACUUAAUUUCCAUUUUCAUAUUUAUGAACCUCUCCAUACAAGCAAUUUUUUAAUGAAAAUUAAUGGAAUUAUUAAAAAUCUGAGAGAAAUAAUGAGUGAGCCUUUUUUUCUUUUCUGGCCUGAAGCCAUUUCUUUUGACAAGAAAAAUUUAAAACGUAGUGCAGAUAAAACCCAACUGCUACAUUACUGUUAUUGGGUGAUUCUAAGUUUCUGUUAAACAAAGUAUUCAAAAAAUAUCUAAGCAGUAGCUUUCCCUGGGGGAAAAAGUGCUAGUUGGAAACUUAAAGAAAUAGAUUUUUGUCUACUGUGGAUAAAUCAGUUAACUUCUAUGUAAAAGCAAUAGUUGAAAUGUGUUGUCAUUUGUUCAGAAUGUUGUGAGCAAAUAAAAAACAUCUUUAAAUUGUUA
Equus quagga is the source of this 4425-nucleotide messenger RNA. RefSeq names its product ELMO domain containing 2 (gene ELMOD2). The record is from RefSeq and is a predicted model, not a curated record. Gene Ontology annotation, cellular component: membrane. Gene Ontology annotation, molecular function: GTPase activator activity. The transcript is spliced from 9 exons. Bases 151 to 1032 code for a protein of 293 amino acids. NCBI's taxonomy places the organism in Eukaryota, Metazoa, Chordata, Mammalia, Perissodactyla, Equidae.